CUGCAGUGCAGACAAAUGCAGCAGCAGUUGAGAACAGAUACAGAAGACGAGAAUUGAAGAGAUAGAAAUGCUAAAAGCAGUAGUAGCUGCUCUUUCGCGCUCACCACCUCCUUCUUCUCCUUUCACGAGCUACGCUACCAUUCACGAUUCCGCAAACUUUCACCGCGUUUCGAUCAGAGUAGCAACAUUCACGAAAAUGGCCUCCUCCUCCUCCUCCUCACCACUCCCCUCACUCAACAUUCCAAAUUUCGUUUCCGUCGAAGGCGCCGACGUACAUUCGCGAACUAAACCUGAUGGCUUCAGAUUCAGCUUCGUCUCGUAUAACAUAUUAGCUCAGGCUUAUGUGAAGAGCUCUCUGUUCCCACACUCUCCUUCCCCGUCACUCAAGUGGAAAUUUCGUUCAAGUUCGAUUUUAGAAGUUCUCAAGAACUUGGGAGCUGAUUUUUUCUGCCUACAGGAGGUUGAUGAAUUUGAUAGCUUUUACAAUGGAAGCAUGCGGAACUUGGGAUAUUCGUCUAUCUAUAUGAAGAGAAGUGGACAGAAGCGUGAUGGGUGUGGUUUGUUUUACAAGCAUGACCGUGCAGAGUUGGUUUUGGAGGAGAAAAUUGAAUACAAUGAUCUGGUAAAGUCAAUUAAAGAUGGAAACUCUCCAAAGGAUGACGAAGAAAGCAAAGGCCAGCCAAAUAAACAAGAGGAUGCUGCAUCCAAUGAUGGACCUAAAUCGAACAAAGAAGAUCGUGGAGACCCCAAUGAUCCUCGUGUGAGACUAAAGCGUGACUGCGUAGGAAUUUUGGCUGCGUUUAGGGUCAAAGAUCCCUCUCGUCAUGUUGUUAUUGUGGCCAACACACAUCUUUAUUGGGAUCCUGAAUGGGCUGAUGUCAAGCUUGCACAAGCUAAAUAUCUUCUUUCUCGAUUAUCACAAUUCAAAACUCUGGUAUCAGAUCAAUAUGAAUGCACGCCUGAAGUCAUUGUGGCUGGUGACUUUAAUUCUACACCAGGAGAUAUGGUUUAUCAGUAUCUCAUAUCAGGCAAUUCUUCUUCACAAAUUAUGCCUGAAUGUUUGGAGGAGCAACCAAUUCCCUUAUGUAGUGUCUACGCUUCUACGAGAGGAGAGCCACCAUUUACAAACUACACACCUGGUUUCACGGGAACUCUCGAUUAUAUAUUAUUUUGCCCCUCUGACCACAUGAAACCAAUCAGCUUUCUUGAGCUUCCAGACUCCGAUGCAGUCGACAUUGUUGGUGGACUGCCAAACUAUAGUCAUCCAAGUGAUCAUCUACCAAUUGGUGCUGAAUUUGAGAUCAUCAAGGAGUAAAUGGUCUUGUACGGCUAAGUGGUAUUUGAUUUCUCAGGCAUUCACGUGGAUGAGUGCAAAGAAUUGGGGCGAGUAUACUAUGGAUUAGGCAGUGAAAUCAACCGAGUGACUUGACAAGGUGAUGGUCACUUAACCUCCAAUUAUCCAAUGAACAUUACUUGUUUUAGAAAAUUUUGUAGGAUUGAAUUCUCUUUCCAGUUGCACAAUCCUUGCAGAAUCUUUUGCUUGUCUUCCAUCAUGUGAUAUUUUUCAAGAUUUUUUUCCCUCCGAUUUUGAUGUGCGCAUUUUUAUUAUAAAAACAUAGUUUGUUAUGUGUAACCAGCGGCUUGGCAAGCCACUUUCCUAUUGUUGUUAAGUGACAUUAUUUUUAAAAUAAAAGGAAAAUAUUAGAGGCUAA
Messenger RNA from Arachis ipaensis, 1712 nucleotides. RefSeq names its product DNAse I-like superfamily protein. Gene Ontology annotation, molecular function: 3'-5'-RNA exonuclease activity. Lineage: Eukaryota; Viridiplantae; Streptophyta; Magnoliopsida; Fabales; Fabaceae. The record is from RefSeq and is a predicted model, not a curated record.